AAGAAGAAAACGAAGACCAAGAAGAUGCAGGCUCAAGUCGACCAGCAGCUGCCGAGACCAAGAAGUUCCCUGUGGACAAGUCUCACCACAGCAAGAACACCAAGGUACAGCAGUAAAGUCUGUCUGCAGAUCACAGGCCUGAGAGGACAUACCUUUGUGUCCAUAUUUCUAUUUGAACUCAUGACCUUCUGGUCAGAAGUCCAAUGUCUUAACUAUUGAGCUAUCUCUGCCCCAAUUAAUUAAUUUUUAACUUUUAUAUUUAUGCUUUUGGACCAGGUCUUGUACAGCUGUGUUGUGCUUUCUCACAUUUUUAGCUUUUUGAAUGGCUUACUUAACACACUGGAGUUUGCACUCUGUUCUGUAGAGAGUCGAGCUGUUCAUAAGGAACAUGGACUACACCGUGGAUAACAAGCGCCUGUACGAGGAGUUCCUCCCAUUUGGAGUCGUCGUCAGUGCAAAGGUGAUGAUGGAAAAUGGCCACUCCAAAGGAUAUGGCAAUGUUACUUUUUCAUCCACAACGGAAGCCAUGGUGGCCAUUAAAGGAAUGGAUGAGAAGAUUUUGGGCGAGAGGCCGGUGCAUGUAGCUCCCUCUGAGAAGAGAGGAGCGUGGGCCUUAGGGUUAGGGGUGGGCAGCAAUGUUAUUGAAUGGAUCUAUUCUUAAUAAACAAAGCACACGUGAAGACAGUACUUUUGAAUGCAAUAAUAUGAUCUAGAAUAGUGCAAUGAUAAUACAUUUUUGCAAUAAUAUUAUAUACCAAGAUAAAAGAUUUGACAAAUCGCACACACACAAGAAAAUUAAGUCGUGAUCAUGAGAAAACAACAGAAAAAAAUUUAUAAUGCAUGGCCGCUAAGGCUUCUGUACUGAAAUGAUUCAUGACAAUCUAUCAUUGACUGGCUGACUGCAGAGCCACACAGGCCUCUCAGAGAGCUUUUUCCUCUCUUUUAUGUGAUAGGGGUUUUUUUCACUGUGAAAAGAGGCUGAUUGAGAAAAUUGAGUCAGAGAGAAAAAAAAGAGCAAGUGUGAGUGAGGGAGUGAGUGAGGGAGGAAUGUGACAGUGAUCCCUGUCCAGGAUGUCGAUCUGUCCCUGAGACCAGGGAAAACAUCUGCCUUUGCUCAGCACAUCCCUUUUGUCAGGGAAUG
Messenger RNA from Ictalurus punctatus (channel catfish), 1141 nucleotides. Its product is annotated as polyadenylate-binding protein 1-like. Bases 389 to 661 code for a protein of 90 amino acids. Gene Ontology annotation, molecular function: mRNA binding. NCBI's taxonomy places the organism in Eukaryota, Metazoa, Chordata, Actinopteri, Siluriformes, Ictaluridae. The record is from RefSeq and is a predicted model, not a curated record. Gene Ontology annotation, cellular component: cytosol. The transcript has 2 exons.